Messenger RNA from Daphnia carinata, 1396 nucleotides. Its product is annotated as alpha-(1,3)-fucosyltransferase C-like. Bases 89 to 1294 code for a protein of 401 amino acids. Gene Ontology annotation, molecular function: alpha-(1->3)-fucosyltransferase activity. The record is from RefSeq and is a predicted model, not a curated record. Lineage: Eukaryota; Metazoa; Arthropoda; Branchiopoda; Diplostraca; Daphniidae. The transcript has a single exon. Gene Ontology annotation, cellular component: membrane.
AACUACAACCCAAAAAAUCUCAGGGAUUCCGUGUAAAGCACCUAUACUUUUACGACUCACAUUAAUUGUGUCUAGUGAAUUGGUGGUUAUGUUUGUAUACCGUAAACUUUUACAAGUUUUUCUCCUCAGCAUCUUAGUUUCGAUGUGUUUCUUUUUGUACGCUGCAUAUUUCAUUGAUGUCCAACACCAUGGACUUCUACGUCCAAUAGAUAGCACAACAAACGGAUCAAAAUAUGUCAACGAAAAAUGGAAAAGAAUAUCUGUCGCCAAAGGCACAAAAAACAUUUUACUAUGGAAACAAUAUUUCUGGGGAUACAGGUUUGGAUUAGGUCGUACAGCAUUUCUUAACGUAGGAUGCCGAGUCAGCAACUGCCUUAUCACUUACAAUGCUAGUCUAAUGCCUCACGAAGAAUUCGAUGCUAUUCUGAUUCAUCCUCCGACACAGAAAACUCCGCAAGUAUUUAAAAAUCGAAGACCAGAUCAAAUUUUUGUUAUGUUUACCACCGAGCCGCCUGUACAUAUGCCCCAAAACAUGCAAGCGUUUGACAACUAUUUCAAUUGGACUAUGACUUACCGAACAGGAUCCACCUUCCAUCUCAAGUACGGCGAAAUAAUUCCAUUAGAUAGUGCACCGACCACGAUGGAAGAGGCAAUGGCAAUGCGGCAAGAGCUGAUGCUAUCAGGCAUCAAUCCAGCAAAAGGAAAGACAAAAUUAGCCAUUUGGUUGGCCUCCAACUGUAAUGCAAGAAGCAAUAGACAAACGUACGUUAAAAUAUUGAAAAAAUUUGCUACAAUAGACAUUUUUAGUAAAAAUGGGCGAUGUGGUGGCCGGGACGAAUGCCCUAGAGAUAAGAACGUGGAUGUUUGUUACGAUCUGAUUGAACAUUCCUACAAGUUCUAUUUGGCCUUCGAGAAUUCUAUUUGUCGAGACUACGUCACGGAAAAGUUCUUCGAGAUGAUGACAAGAAACAUAGUGCCCGUUGUACUUGGUGGAGCUGAUUAUGCUGCGAUUGCUCCUCCUCAUUCGUACAUCAACGCUCUUGAUUACACACCCCAUCAGCUGGCUGAUUACCUGAAUGAACUCGAUCGUAAUGACACUUUGUACGUUGAGUAUUUCUGGUGGAAACCCCACUAUCGUAUCAAUAACCUCUAUGAGACAAAUAGACAAGUAUUCUGUGAUCUCUGUGAAGCUCUUCACUCAACGCCAUUGGAAAAAUCUACAGUCAAAGGUAUACAGACGUGGUACAUGAAACAAGCUAACUGUCUAAAUAAUCCAAAGUUUAAAGAAAACUGAAUGGCCUGUCAUGAGCCACCAGUGAUUCAUUUAGUGUCAAUUAUGAGAAUUAAGCAGCCACGUCUUUUAAUCCAAUACACGAAAUGAGCUAAUAAGAAAUUA